AUGGCUUCUUUAGGCAUCAAUCUCGGUAUGUUCGGGCAUGAAUCGGCGGGCCAACUAUUGGGCCGGGCCGAUGUGGAUUAGGUUGAGUAUGUGCGGACCGGGCUCUGA
Messenger RNA from Camelina sativa (false flax), 108 nucleotides. The record is from RefSeq and is a predicted model, not a curated record. Lineage: Eukaryota; Viridiplantae; Streptophyta; Magnoliopsida; Brassicales; Brassicaceae.